This is a messenger RNA of Annulohypoxylon maeteangense, 2600 nucleotides long. RefSeq lists its product as uncharacterized. The transcript has a single exon. Lineage: Eukaryota; Fungi; Ascomycota; Sordariomycetes; Xylariales; Hypoxylaceae. Bases 156 to 2312 code for a protein of 718 amino acids. The record is from RefSeq and is a predicted model, not a curated record.
ACAUCCUCCUUCAUUCUUUAAGAACACAUGGUCCGAAGUUCAAACAUUCAUGGUUAAGCCUAUCUAGUAUGAUCGGCUCACUAACAUCGCCAAUGCGGUAAAAUGCUACGGAAUGGCAUGAGAUUGUAAAAGUUUGAUAAGACUGUGAGACGAAGAUGGCAUCAAUAACCGAUAGCUUAAAUGCUGCCUUUCAGCAUCAGCAACAGAGACACAAACUCGCAGGGCCAGCCGAUUAUCCUAGAUGGAAUGCCGAAUUAAUCGAAGCUCUGCGAGCGAGGGACUUGCUCCCGUAUGUCAUGACAAACGUACUCGAGCCUUCGGGUGAUGAGAAUUCCCCGGCUCGCCUCCGUUGGCGGAAGAAUCGUCUCACUGUCCUGCUUAUGAUGAAGCGCUCGCUAUCGACUGAAAUGAAGACUCAAUUAGCCCACGCUGGGUGGGACCCCGGACACAACAGAGACCCGAGAAAGAUGUACGAUAUGAUUCGCAAGAUCGCUCAGGAAGACGAGGAAAAAGAAAAUAGCGUAUCGUCUCAAUCUCUAUCGCCUUUAGGAUCUAUUUCUACCAUGGAUGAUCUUGAGAAAGAAAUCGAAUUAAUUGAGUAUGAAGAUGGUGAGGAAGAUUGGACCUCAGUUGAUGUACCCUCUAAGACAUUCCCGACUGAGUCGAUCCAAGAUCGCAUUGUGCGUGUAACGAAUGAUCUACGGGACUUAACAGCUUACUAUGACAUCGACGGCUCGGCAUCGCGGAAUGGAAGGCUCGAGGUAUUCUUUCGGGAUGAACUAGCGGAUCUUGAGAGACAAGCGUUCGAUUCGUAUUCAUCGCAGGACGAUAGAGUCGAUCACUUGCUACUGCGUAACUAUAUGCGACGUGCACGGCGCACCCUUGAGCUCGACAAGGCUCGGGAUGCCAAAUUUACCGCAUUUGUCGAACCAUUUGCCACCCCCAUUACGGCUUGGUGUGAGCAACGUCGGCGCAUCGAGUCAAUUAGUCCCAAGGAAUUCGCCAAUAGCCUUAACGAGACAGAGAAGCUCAUUUUGCAGGCGCGAGACCAUGUCAGCCAUAACUCUAACAAAUAUUCAAAAGCUACCGGCUAUCGCGCUUCUCGUAGAGUAGCCGAGCUACGCAACAAGCUGGCGGAAACGUACGCCUUCUACAAGGACUACGAUCCACAGUUCGAUUGGUGGGUAACCGAACCCUAUAAACGAUUGGAUAUCGCUCUUGGGAAAACGGUCGAAUUUCUCCGCGAAGUUCUAGUAGGUGUUAAACCCGGCGACGAAGAAACCAUCGUCGGCGAGCCUAUCGGCCGGGACGGUCUUCUCACAGAUCUCGAGGCCGAAAUGAUACCAUACUCACCCGAAGAACUGCUGCGGAUCGCCGAGAAGGAGUACACAUGGUGCGAGGCCGAAAUGAUCAAAGCAUCGCACCAACUCGGCUUCAGCAACAACUGGCGCGCAGCCCUCGAGCACGCGAAGAACCUGUACGAGCCACCCGGCGCCUACCCAGCCUUCAUCCGAUCUCUCGUCAACGAAGGCGCCGCCUACGUCAAAAAGUACGACCUCGUAAGCGUGCCGCGCGUAGCCGAGGAAGCCAUCCGCAUGACCAUGAUCUCAGCGGAAGAGCAGAAGGUCUCCCCCUUCUUCCUCGGCGGCACCUGGAUGCAGAUGUCGUACCCGACACGCACCAUGCCCCACGAGUCCAAGCUCAUGUCCCUGCGCGGCAACAACCGCCCCUUCGCCCGCGCCACUGCCUUCCACGAGAUGAUCCCCGGCCACCACCUCCAAGUCUUCAUCGGUGAGCGCCAUCGCCACUACCGCCGUCCUCUGUUCGACACCCCGUUCUACGUCGAGGGCUGGGCACUCUACUGGGAGAUGCUGCUUUGGGACCGCGGCGACUUUUUCGUCUCGCCCGAGGAUAAAGUAGGCUCGCUGUUCUGGCGCAUGCAUCGCUGCGCGAGGAUCUUGUUCUCGGUCAAGUUUCACUUGGGACAGUUGGACGCGGUGCAGUGUGUUGAUUUGCUGGUUCAGAAGGUGGGGCAUGAGAGGGCUACGGCGGAGGGCGAGGUGAGACGGAGCUUGGGUGGUGAGUAUUCGCCUCUGUACCAGGCUGGCUAUAUGCUAGGUGCGCUGCAGUUGAUGGGCUUGCGGAAGGAGGCGGUUGGGAAGGGGUAUGGGAAGAUUCGGGAGAAGGAGUUCCAUGAUCGGGUUUUGAGGGCAAAUGUUAUGCCGAUUGAGAUGUUGAGGGCGCUGGUUUUGGAUAAGGAACUCAACAAGGAUUUUAAGUCUGAGUGGAGGUUUUAUGAUGAUAAGUUAUGAUGGGAUGGUGGGAUAGGAUAUGAUGUGAGGCUCGUGUAUACAUAGAUGCGGCGUGCUAUUUCUUUCUCGGGUUUUGCGGGUUAUGGGUUGGUUAUGAGUACUGAAUUGAAUAAAUAUUGCGGUAAACUUCUCCAAGGUGUAAAAAUAGGUAGGUAUAUGCGAGAGUUUAUGGUUUUGUUAAGUCAACCGUUACUAUGUAUCACUAGAAGAACAUCCUCCUGUAUAAAUGUCAACGAAAUCAAGAUUGCAUCCGGAACACCCCCUCCCCAAGUGGGUGAUGAACACGAC